GACUGUGUGGCCUCUGCGUCGCUUACAUCAACAUGAAACUUCACGACUCUGGUGAACCUCACUCGAACCGCAGUGACGAACAGCCCCGCCCCGGACAAGGGACACAGUGCCACUCCCGUCACUCCACCAUUCACAGGUCUCUACCAUACACUGAGUCCGUACACCUAACCAUGAGUCGGGAGCGGGAGAGCUUCACGGAGAGGCUGAAGCGAUGGGUAUUCUCCGGCGGGGCGAGCAUGGCGCCCACCAAUGCCAUCGUGCUGACGGAGACGAUGAAGGGGGAACUCGCGAUGACUGCUACGCUGCCCAGGCGCCUCCACGCCAUAAAUAAACUCGCGGAAUCACUAAUUACGUCGAAAUUAGAGCAAAAUGGCAUAGAGCAGGUGUGGUGUCUGGUGAGGGAUCUGCUGGACGUAAUGAGGUCGCCUCCCACGUGUCGCCGCCUCACUCUGAGAAUGCUGACCAACUACGCUGCGGGGGAGCCAGACAUCGGCUACAUGAGGAUAGUGUUCAUGAAACAUAUCAAGUUUUCCUUUUCUGAAGAAGAGCCGGAACCUCUCUUCAAGUUCUUCCGUGCCGUGUUGGCGGAUGGAAGGCAGAUGCAGUAUGUGGAGGAGGAGGUGGGUUGGAUUCUGUCCAGGUGGAUGCCAAGGCUCCUCGGCACUCCUCUCUCAAUGGUCGUUUUACAAACGACCAUCAACCUGAUAAAAUUUCACUCAGCCUACAUUGAUGACCCUGUCGUAUCCAUCUAUGUGAGUGAAGCAAUACGCAAAAUGAUGAGUGCCAGUGAAGAAGUAGAAGCACUUUUGUGUCUCACUCUCGUCGAGACUGUUGCAGCAUACAGGUACCUUCCUGUGGGUGCCUUGUACACAGCACUUAUUGGCCUCUGCAGGAUUGUCAAUGUUCCUCAUCUUACCAACAGAGUGGUGAAGAUAGUUAAGAAUGUGUUUGGGACAUGUGUCGGCUCAACAGCUUAUGACAUGCUGACUGGUUUGAUUAACCGAAGCGCAGAUGUCUUGCUGGUGCGAAGUGCCAUGUUCUUUGCUGCUUUUGUUGUGUGUGGAGAAAAUCGGAUAUCUUCACUGACUCCUAAGAAAGUUGAUCUGUUAAGGUCCCUAUAUACAUGUCUAUCUGAAGAAAGCAUUGUGAGGCAGGAGGUGCUGGUCUUGUAUGAGGUGGCACUGAGUCUCCAGCGGCUGCUUGCAGAGACGCGACCAAACCUUUUUGGACAAUCCUGGAAUCUUAUUAUAGACAUUGUCACUUGUCUUUAUAGAAAUACAGAGAGAGUACCCGAGCCAGGGCCACAGGAUGGGAUUUUGGGAGUCCUUAAUGAUGUAGUGAACAGACUGGAGCAUUUUGUAGAUUCAAAUGUAUUUGAGGGAGAUGUUGAAAAAUUCAUCAGACUGCUCGACACCAUCAGCCAGCAUAGGCCACCAUCCUCUGUUUUCAAGGUUAUAGAAUAUUGGAAAAGGAUGGCUACUCCAUCAAGACUGGGCUGGAUUCCAAAUCUUACUGCUCUGAUAAAACGUUAUUUUAUUAGAGAGACCAGACCAUUCAUAAACUUGAGGAUACUGGAUGUGCUUGAAGAGAUCUAUGUAGAACACAAGGGUUGGUAUGGGCAUGUGAUUGUGAAGGCAGUUGUGGGAGAACUCUUUGUGGGGAUUGAGAGGAAGCCUAAUAUUCAAGUCAGGACACGUGCAGCCCACCUCUUGGUCCUCCUUGGUCUGGGGGAAACGUGUGCGGAUGUGGAGGAUGUGCUCAGACUUCUGAGAGUCAUCAUCUUGACAAAAUACAAACUGCCACACAGCCCCAUGUUGAAUCCUGAAAAAGCACGUGACAUAACUACUGCAGUUCAGGGUGUAGUCAAAAUUUUUAGAAAGAAGACCUGGCAGCCUCCACCCAUGAUUCCGGUUGCUGCAUACAAUAUCUUGGUAACCUUCUUAGAGCAUCAUUACAGGAAACCAAUGAUCCUACAGAAAGUAAGCCAACCACGGAUUGAGGUCUUAAGAAUUUUGUUUUCAAUGAAAUGUGAUUUGAGAAACCACCUUGGGUUCUCGCAUGGUGAAAUGAGUGCUGUUGAAGCAAGGAACACAAACCUGAUUACCCCAUUCUCCCCGUAUGUGGUGCUGCGUCAUAACAGUAAACGCAAAGAGAAAGUGAAAGAUGACGAUGAUGCCUAUAGUGAUGACGGUAGUGAGGAUGUCAGCACUGGUGCUGGCAUCCUGUUGGUGGACAGACUGGGGAAGGUCCUUGUUUUUGCUAUUCUGGCAGAGAAAGACUGGGGAGUGCUUGAAAUGAUGCUGAAAGAACUGGUGCUAAAGCUUCGCCAGAAAGCCAUGGUGCUUGCCUUAAUGGAUGGCAGAUUACAAAGCUUGGCUGCAACAUUCUGCAACAUGAUAAAUGAUGACAACCUCAAUUACCCAAAAUGUUUGACCAACACUCCAGUAGGAUUCAAUUGUGCAGAAUUUCACAGCCAGGUGUAUCCUGUGCUGGCAGCACUGGUGGCCCACCACCGGCACAUCGGACCCUAUGCCCAGCAGAAGAUGAUUCGCACCUUUCAAUGCGGUGUGAUCAACAAGAAUUCAGCUCAACUGUGUAUUGAGUGUGUAACAUUAUGUGUGAUGGAGAUGCCAGUAGCCAUGGGCAAGAAUAUUUCAAGGAUCAUUAGCCGUUAUUCUAAGAUAACACAGUGUGUGUCUCACUCCCAGGCAAUGCUGGAGUUUCUUUCAACACUACUUCACUUCCCUGCAAUGUACUCCAGUUUUGUGCAGCAGCAGUUCAUGCCUAUCUUUGCCAUUGCCAUCCCCUACACGAACCCAUUUAAGUUUAACCACUACAUCGUGUCGUUGGCCUACCACGUCAUUGCUCUGUGGUUCCUGAAGUGUCCCAUACACAUCAGAAAACAUGCUGCAAAGUACAUAACUACUACUUUAACCCAGAAGUUUGAAUAUCUGACCGCAACAUUUAAGCCCAAACUUGUGCAACCUGAGAAGAAAAGGAGACUGAGUCGGAAGGACAAAGCUAAGGAAAAAGAAAGGCUAGAAGAGGAGGAAAGGAACCUGAAGAAGCUCCAGAUAUUUACUGACAUGAUGGAGACUUGCAUUGAUCUCAUGUCUCGCUAUGCAUUUGACUACUGCAGACCUGUGGCAGAAAGAAGUGGAGUAGUAAAGAUGCUGAUGGCAGAAGGGAAGAGUCAGACAUGGAUUGCUGGCAACAAGCUCAUCACUAUCACUACAUCAGGCUGUGCAGGAAAGCUUUCCCAGGAUAGCCUCUGUUACAGGUGCCACCGCCUGUGUGAUGAAGGUGCCCCAUUAAGCAAGGAAAAGGAUCUGAACAAAAUCAGAAGGCAUGACAAAGUUGGAGCAUCAAAUGUCAAGGUGACAGGAGACAGCACUGCUCCAAAAGCCUCCUGCUCCACCCAGCCUUUUUCAUCCUCCCAACCUUCCAUCCCUGCCCCACGUUCACCUUCUAGCCAACCAUCCAUCUCUUCCCUAUCUGGCCAGUCUUCCUUAACCACAAAAUCUGCCCUUGUCUCCCCCACAAAAUCUGCUCUGGUCUCCCCCACAAAAUCUGCUCUGGUCUCCCCCACAAAAUCUGCUCUGGUCUCCCCCACAAAAUCUGCUCUGGUCUCCCCCACAAAAUCUGCUCUGGUCUCCCCCACAAAAUCUGCUCUGGUCUCCCCUACAAAAUCUGCUCUGGUCUCCCCCACAAAAUCUGCUCUGGUCUCCCCUACAAAAUCUGCUCUGGUCUCCCCUACAAAAUCUGCUCUGGUCUCCCCUACAAAAUCUGCUCUUGUUUCCACCACAAAAUCAGCCCUUGUCUCCCCCACAAAAUCAGCCCUUGUCUCCCCCACAAAAUCAGCCCUUGUCUCCCCCACAAAAUCAGCCCUUGUCUCCCCCACAAAAUCUGCCCUUGUCUCCCCCACAAAAUCUGCCCUUGUCUCCCCCACAAAAUCUGCUCUCGUCUCCCCCACAAAAUCUGCUCUCGUCUCCCCCACAAAAUCUGCCCUUGUCUCCCCCACAAAAUCUGUUUCCUUUUCUCCCUCUCCCCCCAAAUCUGUUUCCUUUUCUCCCUCUUCCCCCUCUUCCCCCAAAUCUGUUUCCUUUUCUCCCUCCCCCCCAAAAUAUAGUGACCCUGCCCCUCGAUCAAAAUCUCUCUCCCCCACAAAAUUCACUUUAUUUCCUAGUGUCCUUCCAUCCUCAUCUACACGGCCCCCUCUUUCUUGCACAUUUUUUCCAUCUACCAAGCCUUCCUCCUCUUUCUCUCCACCUGCCAAACUUACCCUUCCCUUCACAUCUGCACAAUCCACCCUUUCCCAUUCCUCAAAGAGCAAAUCUCUUCCACCUUCACCCUCAUCCGAGUGCUUCCCUGCCUCCUUCCUCUUGCAACUAGCUGCUUCUUCCCAGUCCUUGCCUUCUAAAACUUCUCCAUCUGCCAAGCCUUCUUUCUCCCCAACCACUCCUCAAUCCCCAUCUUUCCCUUUUGCUAAUCAUCCAGAGUAUUCACCUGUGCACUCCUCUCCAGAUACUUCUCUGACAGAGUCACCUGAGAAGCAAGAUUCACAAAUAACCCCUUCACCUCAAAGAAUCCCUUCACCUCAGUUCCCAGCCAAGGAAGCCCAGAUUGAGAGCCAUCUCUUAAGCAAGGACAGCUUGUACCAUCCCCUGACCUUCCUGAUGAAUGCAGAUGAGGAAGAGGUAGAUAGCAGAGAGCAGGAUGAAGUAAGGGAUAGCCUUGAAGAGCAGCCAGCACCAUCACCUACACCAUCACUGUCACCACCACCACUAGCACCACCACCAUUUCCACCAGUGCCUGAAGAUGAAGGAACCAUGGGAAAACCCUUCUUCCAGAGUGCACCACCUAUUGGGAAAGGGACAAAGCCUCGCUGCUGUGCUUGCUGGUGUCAGGGCUGGGCAGAGUUGUGCAUGAGGCAGCCUUGUGGUAACUUCUGUGCUGUACUGAGGUUCAGUGAUCAACUCUUGACAGAGAGCCACCCCACUCUGCAGGAACUGAGUGACAUGGUUAUGCCAUCAACUGAGGAUGUCAUGGAAUCAAGAGAUCCAGUACCCAGCUGUUCAAAGGAUACUGCUAGUGCUGGGAGUGUAGAGACAAUGCAUAAGACUCGCUCAGCUUUGGGAAGGAGUGGGUUUCCUGAGAAAGAUAGUAUGAUUCCCCAAUGGGAGGAUGGACAUGGACUAUCACCAAGUUUUGUGUUCCUCCAGUUGUAUUACCAGGACUUGAUGCCUACUGAUGACAGUCGCCCUAUCCUGCUACCAACUGGCCAAGCAGAGACCCAACGCUCCAUCUCGCUUCUGGACUUUAUCCGGCCUCAUGAUGCUCACAAAAUUGGAGUGUUGUAUGUGCGGAAAGGACAGACAACAGAGCAGGAAAUUUUGAGCAACUCCAGUGGCUCAACCAGAUACACCCGAUUUAUCUCAGCUCUGGGUACAUAUGUCGAGUUAGGAAAAGUAUCCCGGCACGUGUUCCUUGGGGGCUUGGACACCAAAGGCGUGGAUGGUGACACUGCUCUGGUUUGGCAGGAUGAUUUACUGCAGGUUGUGUUCCAUGUGGCCACCAUGAUGCCCACCAAAGAGUCUGACCCAAAGUGUAAUGGUAAAAAGAGGCACAUUGGCAAUAAUUUUGUCACAAUAGUGUUCAAUGAGAGUGGUCAACCCUACAACGUUGACACAAUCAAGGUAAUCCUGACUCUCUAUAUAUCUUGUAGCACUAAUUUUGUCACAAUAGUGUUCAAUGAGAGUGGUCAACCCUACAACGUUGACACAAUCAAGGGUCAGUUCAACCAUAUUGUGAUAGAAAUUGUGCCAAACCACCAUGGCACAAAUACAGUGACAGUGCACUACCAACGCCAGGAGCUACUGGAUUACCUGAAUGAAAGCAGCCCACGACAUGUGUCAAACCGCAGCCUGUCGCUGUCCGUCAGGCAAAUUGCUGUCCACUCUAAUUUAGCAGCUAAGAUCAUGGAGUCCCUGCAGCGACCGCCCCACAGCCCAUACGCCAACAACUGGGUGGAGCGGCUGCGGCACAUCAGGAAAAUCCACAGCACAGUGCUUGGCAACAUUAAGAAGAGUGAAGAGAGGUACAGUGCUCCUGAACUCAAUGACUUCACUGAUCUGGUUGAUACAGGUGUGAGAAACCUUGAUCUGAAUGAAACUGGCCAGUAUUCUAUCCAAUUGAUGUAUUAGUGAGAUGAGUAUACUGCUAAACUUAUUGUAGAUUAAUUUCUCCAUACAUUGCUAUUUUUAGGGAAAAUUUUAGAUAUUUUUAAGGUUUCAAAACUAAACAAGGUUUUAGUAGUUUUAAAAGUUUGUGAUACUAGAUAUAAGGUUUGUAAUUAAAAGCAUCUCUUAAUAUUUGAUUAAAUUUUUUUUUAUA
This is a messenger RNA of Scylla paramamosain (green mud crab), 6393 nucleotides long. Its product is annotated as tuberin-like. The record is from RefSeq and is a predicted model, not a curated record. Gene Ontology annotation, molecular function: GTPase activator activity. NCBI's taxonomy places the organism in Eukaryota, Metazoa, Arthropoda, Malacostraca, Decapoda, Portunidae. Gene Ontology annotation, biological process: positive regulation of GTPase activity; negative regulation of phosphatidylinositol 3-kinase/protein kinase B signal transduction; negative regulation of TOR signaling. The coding region runs from base 33 to 6203 and encodes 2056 amino acids. Gene Ontology annotation, cellular component: TSC1-TSC2 complex; nucleus; cytoplasm. The transcript has 30 exons.